Schistocerca cancellata (South American locust) is the source of this 2628-nucleotide messenger RNA. RefSeq lists its product as uncharacterized. Lineage: Eukaryota; Metazoa; Arthropoda; Insecta; Orthoptera; Acrididae. Bases 1 to 2628 code for a protein of 875 amino acids. The record is from RefSeq and is a predicted model, not a curated record. The transcript has 3 exons.
AUGGGGCUGGACUCACCAGUGAUUAUGGCUGAGGUGAUGAUGACGAGGGGGCUGGUGGAGGCGGCCCGACUGGAGCAGCAGGCUAUGACAAUGGACCCGAGACCAGUGAUUGACCAGCACCCGGUGCUGCACGUGGAGAAGGAUAGGGGUACCUGCACAAGAGGCAAUGAUGGGCUCGAGGCAGAGAGUGGCACAAUUAGCUGUGGUGAUGAGUGCCCCACCUGCGAAUCAGUAGCAUCUGGUGGCGAGCUGAGGCGCAACUGGUCAAAGCAGUGCAUCACCAGCAUGUCGCUAACACUGACCCCUCCCAUCCUGUCUUGUCUCAACUCAUUGCCUCCCCUCGCCCCUGCCCUCUGCUCGCCUCCACUGCCCUCUGCUCGCCUCCACUGCCCUCUGCUCGCCUCCACUGCCCUCUGCUCGCCUCCACUGCCCUCUGCUCGCCUCCACUGCCCUCUGCUCGCCUCCACUGCCCUCUGCUCGCCUCCACUGCCCUCUGCUCGCCUCCACUGCCCUCUGCUCGCCUCCACUGCCCUCUGCUCGCCUCCACUGCCCUCUGCUCGCCUCCACUGCCCUCUGCUCGCCUCCACUGCCCUCUGCUCGCCUCCACUGCCCUCUGCUCGCCUCCACUGCCCUCUGCUCGCCUCCACUGCCCUCUGCUCGCCUCCACUGCCCUCUGCUCGCCUCCACUGCCCUCUGCUCGCCUCCACUGCCCUCUGCUCGCCUCCACUGCCCUCUGCUCGCCUCCACUGCCCUCUGCUCGCCUCCACUGCCCUCUGCUCGCCUCCACUGCCCUGCCCUCUGCUCGCCUCCACUGCCCUGCCCUCUGCUCGCCUCCACUGCCCUGCCCUCUGCUCGCCUCCACUGCCCUGCCCUCUGCUCGCCUCCACUGCCCUGCCCUCUGCUCGCCUCCACUGCCCUGCCCUCUGCUCGCCUCCACUGCCCUGCCCUCUGCUCGCCUCCACAGCCCUGCCCUCUGCUCGCCUCCACUGCCCUGCCCUCUGCUCGCCUCCACUGCCCUGCCCUCUGCUCGCCUCCACUGCCCUGCCCUCUGCUCGCCUCCACUGCCCUGCCCUCUGCUCGCCUCCACUGCCCUGCCCUCUGCUCGCCUCCACUGCCCUGCCCUCUGCUCGCCUCCACUGCCCUGCCCUCUGCUCGCCUCCACUGCCCUGCCCUCUGCUCGCCUCCACUGCCCUGCCCUCUGCUCGCCUCCACUGCCCUGCCCUGCCCUGCCCUCUGCUCGCCUCCACUGCCCUGCCCUCUGCUCGCCUCCACUGCCCUGCCCUCUGCUCGCCUCCACUGCCCUGCCCUCUGCUCGCCUCCACUGCCCUGCCCUCUGCUCGCCUCCACUGCCCUGCCCUCUGCUCGCCUCCACUGCCCUGCCCUCUGCUCGCCUCCACUGCCCUGCCCUCUGCUCGCCUCCACUGCCCUGCCCUCUGCUCGCCUCCACUGCCCUGCCCUGCCCUGCCCUCUGCUCGCCUCCACUGCCCUGCCCUCUGCUCGCCUCCACUGCCCUGCCCUCUGCUCGCCUCCACUGCCCUGCCCUCUGCUCGCCUCCACUGCCCUGCCCUCUGCUCGCCUCCACUGCCCUGCCCUCUGCUCGCCUCCACUGCCCUGCCCUGCCCUGCCCUCUGCUCGCCUCCACUGCCCUGCCCUGCCCUGCCCUGCCCUCUGCUCGCCUCCACUGCCCUGCCCUGCCCUGCCCUCUGCUCGCCUCCACUGCCCUGCCCUGCCCUGCCCUCUGCUCGCCUCCACUGCCCUGCCCUGCCCUGCCCUCUGCUCGCCUCCACUGCCCUGCCCUGCCCUGCCCUCUGCUCGCCUCCACUGCCCUGCCCUGCCCUGCCCUCUGCUCGCCUCCACUGCCCUGCCCUGCCCUGCCCUCUGCUCGCCUCCACUGCCCUGCCCUGCCCUGCCCUCUGCUCGCCUCCACUGCCCUGCCCUGCCCUGCCCUCUGCUCGCCUCCACUGCCCUGCCCUGCCCUGCCCUCUGCUCGCCUCCACUGCCCUGCCCUGCCCUGCCCUCUGCUCGCCUCCACUGCCCUGCCCUGCCCUGCCCUCUGCUCGCCUCCACUGCCCUGCCCUGCCCUGCCCUCUGCUCGCCUCCACUGCCCUGCACUGCCCUGCCCUCUGCUCGCCUCCACUGCCCUGCCCUGCCCUGCCCUGCCCUCUGCUCGCCUCCACUGCCCUGCCCUGCCCUGCCCUCUGCUCGCCUCCACUGCCCUGCCCUGCCCUGCCCUCUGCUCGCCUCCACUGCCCUGCCCUGCCCUGCCCUGCCCUCUGCUCGCCUCCACUGCCCUGCCCUGCCCUGCCCUCUGCUCGCCUCCACUGCCCUGCCCUGCCCUGCCCUCUGCUCGCCUCCACUGCUCUGCCCUGCCCUGCCCUCUGCUCGCCUCCACUGCCCUGCCCUGCCCUGCCCUGCCCUCUGCUCGCCUCCACUGCCCUGCCCUGCCCUGCCCUGCCCUCUGCUCGCCUCCACUGCCCUGCCCUGCCCUGCCCUGCCCUGCCCUGCCCUCUGCUCGCCUCCACUAUGAUUGAGAGCUGGAUCCAGGUGGUACUGAGCUGGUAUCCAGUGUCACAGUUGAUGAGAUUCUCUGUGAUCUUCAUCUCAACAGAUUUUGGGACAGUGUCAUAA